AUGUCCCAUUACGGGAAGCAACAGCCAGGCCCAAUCCACGGGUAUGAUUCAUCCCGUGGGUAUCAGGAUGCCGGGUAUCAGCAAUAUGGAGCGCAAGCCUAUCCUGCGCAGCACGGCAGUGCAGGUCAGCUCACCGCAGCCCAGAUGAACCAGGAAGCUUUUGCGGCCAAUAGUGCGGUUGGCUCGUACAUGCCUGUCAGUGUAGGUCCAUCGGUGGUAUCAAGUCAACCAAGUUCUGGAAUGGCGGGCACCAAAGUGCAGGUCAAGAUCAACUCGCCAUACGAUCUACUCACUGUCGCGCCUUUCUACUCCCUCGUUUUCGGCGUGAACAAGGUGCAGGCACAACCCACCAAAGAGUCCCAGGACAGCAACGGGUACAUGUUCACUGUCUCGGCCGAUGCACCGCCAUUUGUGGUCACCAGCUGUGCCAACGAAAACGUGCCAGUUUUGGUGCUGAUUGAAACAGAGAAUGGCGAAGAAGUGUUCAAGGCGGCAGCGGGUCAAUUUGUAUAUCACGAAGCAGGCCCAGGUGCUAGCUCAGACGACAUCACGAGGAAGGUGUCCAAGUCACCUGAACAGCAACAUCAGUCCCCCAGGUCAGCAAGCACUCAGCUCGGCAACGAAGCCAGUACAAAUACGUACGACUUUGCUACAGCUCCGCAACAACCUGCCCAGUCUCCCUAUGGAAACUCAUUCUCGCAAGACAAUAACAAUAACAACAUGCUCAGUGCUUACCGAACCAACUCCUUCCCGGAGCAGCAUUACGCCCGGGCGGUGCCCCCGCCGUUGCGGCCGCCAAUGGCCGGAUGGCAAGCAUACGGACGAACGCCCGGCCCCCCCAUCACGCACACGCAGAUCUCCCGUCCUAGCUUGACGCCGCUGCCCAUGCCAUCUGCCACGAUGCCUCUGCUUGUUAGGACAAGCUCGAUCCCAAGCUCUCCCGGAGGCGGACAGCAGUCUGGAUACAAUCAUUGGGGAUCUUAUUCAAACAAGGCUCAACUGAAGAUUGUUGGCAAGCUCGACACCAUGUCUAUCGACUGGUCUCCCGAGGAAUGGUCGAACCGAAGACGCAUCGUCAUGUUUAGUAAGAAACAGACGGGACCGACGCUCACGGCGACCUUCCGACCCGUCAAUGUCAAUGAGAGACCACCCAACAGCAUCUGCAUCAGCUGCAUCUGGUGGGCAGAAAAGAACGAGUGCUACGUCACAUCUGUGGACACUAUCUAUCUCUUGGAGCAGCUUGUCGUCGCUCCAGCCAGGUUCACCGUGGAGGAGAAGAAUCGCAUCCGUCGCAACCUUGAGGGCUUCCGGCCUCUGACAGUUAGCAAGGCCAAGGCUGACUCGGAGGAAUUCUUCAAGAUCAUUAUGGGAUUCCCGAACCCGAAGCCGAGGAACAUUGAGAAGGAUGUCAAAGUUUUCCCGUGGAAGAUUUUGGAAUCGGCGCUGAAGAAGAUCAUUGGCAAAUACAGCGCUAGCCCCUCAUCGACUCUUCCAGCCUCGCACCUUUUGACGCCCACACCGGUCAACGCGUAUCCUCCGCCGCUCCCGACGCCGCCAGCCCCAACUGUUGCAUCGGACCAUGGUUGA
This is a messenger RNA of Colletotrichum fioriniae, 1587 nucleotides long. The record is from RefSeq and is a predicted model, not a curated record. Lineage: Eukaryota; Fungi; Ascomycota; Sordariomycetes; Glomerellales; Glomerellaceae.